AUGACUACUCUUUCUUCGGCAAAUGUGGGGCAUCUUACCAACGGGUAUCGGCAUCGGACGGUUAUUGCAAUAUCCGUAUGUUUUCCGCUAGCAGUACUUGCUGUAAUUCUUCGAUUCGCGGCGCGAAAGAUAUCUAGGGCCGGGAUAUGGUACGAUGACUGGCUCGCCUGCGUCGGGUUGGUUGUAGUCGGUGUGUUCGUUUCUCUUAUCCUUGUGGAUCUCCCAGAUGAUAAUGCCAUUCGAGGCGAACCCAUCCCAGAGAGCACGCUCCUUGCAAACGCAAAAACAGUUUACGUCGCCGAGCUAUUCUAUUACAUAUCCCAAUUAUGUUUGAAAUCGUCUAUACUGGUGUUCUACUGGAGGCUGUUCAAUUUAUCUUCAAUACGUAUUCCAAUAUACCUCACUGCUGGCUAUAUUGUGACAUGGUUCGUCACAUCGAUCCUAGUCACAGCCUUCCAAUGUAUUCCCGUUGCCGCUCUCUGGACACCAGCCUUGAAAAGCUCUGCGAAAUGCGUAGAGUUGGUGCCCUUCUUCUUCGGCACAUCUGUUCCCAAUAUUCUAGCUGAUGUAUUCCUACUCGCCCUCCCUGCACCUUAUGUCUGGAGCUUGAAAAUCACUUUAACGCAAAAGACUUUUGUGAUGGGGUUCUUCUUGCUCGGUAGCUUUGUCUUGGUCGCAUCUAUUAUACGCCUUGUAGAUUUACUCCACCUAGAUAUGAACGGAUUUCUUGCAAAUUGGACAGUGUCAAACUCUGUUGUCUGGAGUGCAGUGGAAAACUGUAUGGGCGUUGUCUGUAUCUGUCUUCCUUCGCUCAGACCGAUAAUUGACCUACUACCUUGGGCAUCACGUUUCGGAAAGAGCCUGGGUUCGAAUCACACCAACGAGCGCGAUGUAAGGAUCCUUAGGUCGGAGAAUAGACUAGAAAAACCGAAGCAUGAAUGUGAUGAGUACGAACUGCUAGGGAAGGAUAGUGCUGGUUGCUGGGUUCAGGCUGAAAGGCCUGUCGAAGAGCACUCGAUAAAGACGGAGGAUGGGGGAAACAUCACAGUACGAACUCAGAUCCAGAUAUCAUCCGGUGAUGAGAUGCAGCCAGUAAAGACAGUAGGAGCUAAUGCAAUGAUCGAACAGGAAUGUUAA
Molecule: messenger RNA, 1137 nt
Organism: Bipolaris maydis ATCC 48331
Lineage: Eukaryota; Fungi; Ascomycota; Dothideomycetes; Pleosporales; Pleosporaceae
Source: RefSeq, a predicted model, not a curated record